Molecule: messenger RNA, 25453 nt
Organism: Paramuricea clavata
Lineage: Eukaryota; Metazoa; Cnidaria; Anthozoa; Malacalcyonacea; Plexauridae
Source: the annotation of a GenBank genome assembly
CAAGUGCAACACUAUGCAUCAUGGCGGCCACAGAGCAAGAAGAUGAUGAACAGUUUUUGUAUGGAAAAGGUGAGGUCUGGGCUUUUUAAAAGUUGUAAAUGAAAAUUUGAAAUUCGUAAGUCAAUGGCGUAAUGUUAAUGUCGUGAAAUGUUGAUAUGUGAAAUGAAACGCUGGAUAAUUUGAACUUUUAUAUUUGUUUUAUAUCGCUUUGUACUCUCACUACUAUUUGAGUUUUAACUUUCCAAUCACGUCAAAUAAACACAUACUAAAUAUCCAGUCAAUUAAAUAUCAGUGUCAGGUCAAGCAAAAUACUCCGUGAACAGUGUUAGUUAAGUUGACGUUUUCUGUGUCGGAGUAGUCACUGUAUUCUUUAUAAUAGAUAAGUUGCCAUGAUUCCAUGAAUUCCAUUGGCCAAAUUAAAGUACCUCACUGCUGCUCCAGGGAGCUGUUUAUACUGUCCAGCCAGGGUGGUUAGAAGAAUAUCAGUAUACUUGAUAAUAGCUCAGUUUGCCACUGUACAUAUAAUUCCAGGCUAUGUCUGUAUGCGUGGAUACUUGAUAGUUUAUACCCAUACCUGACUGGAAAGUUUGGAAAUUGCGCACCGGAGAUUUCAAAUAUACAAAAUUUUAAAUAUAUAGAAAGCAUCAAAAUUGCGUGCCGGAGAUAUCCGCCGCGCGAUACAAACUUUCCACACUGGUACCCGUAUUCAGUCCUUGAAACUCAGGUCAGCAUUCGGCAAUGCCGACCUGCAAAGCGCGAUAUGUGUAGAUUUAGGUCGGCAAAAUUUUGCCGACCUACUUUCAAAUACGUCUCGGCAUUUUUUCCGCGAACGCAUCUUCCACAUACGCAUUUUCAACAAUGAUGUUUUAAUUAUCAGGUUUUGAUCAUUAGCUUGCGUCGCUUUGCGAGUAUCAAAUUUAAUCCUUGUGUAAACAUUGCAAUUUCAUUAUUGAAAAGGCAGGUGUAAAAGUCGGAUUGGAUUGCCAGUCCGGGUCGGAUUAGGCCGGAUCGUGCACUGUAUAAAAGUCGGACCGGAUCGCCAGUCCGGGUCGGAUUAGGUCGGAUCGUGCAGGUAUAAAAGUCGGACCGGAUCGCCAGUCCGGGUCGGAUCGUGCAGGUAUAAAAGUCGGACUGGAUCGCAUUGAUGACCGAAUCACUAGUCCGGCCGUGCCAAAUUGCCAAAACGAAAAUACACGCUUCACAUGUGAAAUUUGAAGAUGCAGAACUCUGAUCAGAAACAUCUACACUAUUGUUUUCAUUAGACAUUAUACUUAUAUGCAGCUUUAUUAUCACAAAAUUUUAAAAUAGCCAUGGCAAUAGCUGGAUUCCGCCUGGUAUAAGUAUGAAACGAAAACUAUCGGACGGAUAAACUCGAAAAAAUAGGAGACCCUCACCAUCCAAGUUUCUUUUGAACGUUACGAGCAGAAACCCGUCUUGAUUUAUUCGUCUUAUAUAAAUUUAAGACGGAUUUCCGUCUAAGACGAGAAACUCGUCAGACGGGAAAAGUUGAAACGCGGAGAACCCAUCGUUAACCGGAUUUAUACCAAGACGAGUUUCUGGUCUGAGACGAGUUUCCCGUCUUGGACGGAAAUCCGUCUUCUAAUAUGAAUUCAGCUAAUGACGCGUAGACGUAAACAAUGGGACUCGACUAAUAUAAAGCAAAGCAGCUUAAAGUAUAAUUCACCGUCUUUCCAUAACGUUUUCCCAACACAAGGCUUUUAAAGUGCCCCUAACCUGUUCUAUCCAUUUUUCCGAUUUGCCACGCUGUGUAAAUAACGCGGGAAAGAAUGUAAACUUCCAUUUGUGUAAGUAACAUUUCCCAGAAUACCCUGUAUUUCUAAAUUUUCUAAAGAUCCGACUUGGUCCGACCUAAUCCGACCCGGACUGGCGAUCCGGUCCGACUUUUACACCUGCCUUUAUUGAAAGGUGAUACUUGAAACUUUGAAAAGUACACAUACAUGUUAAAAUCGUGAGCUUCAAGAUUUAAGUGAAAGUAUAUGGUUAGUAAAGUAGUGUACGGUCUGUCACAACAUUUGGUCACAACAUGCACUGUUCGAUUGGAGCUCAUACAUUUUGUUUAUUGUUUUGUUUGCUAUUGGCAUUGAUUGCAAUUAAUUGCUGUUUAUAAAUACGUGUAUUUGCAGCAAGCAAAUUAAAUUUUCAUUUGGAUAUUCAGGGUGCGAUAAUUCGCAUACCAACGUAGCGGAGGUACGGCAAAUUUAUGGUCUGGUACUUCUUUGUUUUUAGGCAAGUACCACGUAGGUACGCGGAAAUUUGCUAUUCGCGUAUUUACAUUUUACUUCUAGCAAUAACUAGCAAACCUGCCAAAGUAUUCAAAACCGUGAAGAAUUUUAGCUGUGCAUGUAAAUUCCACGCAUCCGACAUAUUUUGGGAUGAAAAAAGCCCAAAGGUUAUCUUUCAGCUUGAUCAAAACAUUUAUCGUCAUCGUCCGACUGAAAAAAAAUCGCUCGGGUGAGCGAUUUUAAAAUCGUUAUCGUCAAACGCCGAUAAUUUUAUCGUUUUUGUUGUAGUGUGGAUGGACACCAACAUAAUUUUUUACCAAUCAUCGCAUGUUUACAAGUUAUCGUAUUGUUAUCGUUUUGUGGUGAUACAUGGGCUUAAUUGUCAAUGCUAUACCAAAGCCUAAAAAAAUACCUGUGGUUCCGGUUUCCCGACCGACCCUAUUUUUUUCUGCGCACCCUAUUAUUUUUCUCAACACGAUUGACCGUGCGACCCUAUUUUCUCCGGAUGGUUGCGGGCUGCUCGUACAGCGUGGCAAAAUGGCGUCUGUUGUCACAAUAAUUAUUGAACCAACUUGCCUAAAUUCGUCCGUAGGAACUACGCAUCUCUAGUUAAUAUUGAUGUUGGGACUCUACUGAAAAUCGCCCAGCAAAAAAACGCCAAAACCAUGAAAAAUAUAUUAAAAAAAAAAUUUUAUUUCCGACCUACCUACCCUAAUUUUUCGCGAUAUGAAACCGGAACCACAGGUUUUUUUAGGCCCAAUGAGGAAAACUACACUGUAUGUAGCUGAGGUCAGACUGUUAGCACCUCGGGAAUUCCACUGUAAAUGAGCGAUGGCAUUCGAGUCACAACGUCAACACUUUGAAAACUGUUAUAUUAUGUUGUACAAAUAUACCAUAGACAUAGUUAAAGAUUCAUUUGUACAAAAGCUUUUGGCGGACCAGUAGACUAUACAUAGGUGUAAAAAUGCAUGACUCGGAAGUAGUCUUAGGUACGUCUUGACUCUUAAGUUUGUACCAGAUCAGGUACGUGGCAAAAGUUGUCGGAGUACCAGUCAGGUACGGCUAAAAAUAUUGAAUUAUCGCACCCUGAUAUUGUCUAUUUGUUUUGAAAAUAUUUGCCGACUUAGAUUGAGAAUUACCACUUUUAGGUCGGUAAUUUCUUGCCGACCUGAAAUUUCGGGAGUUUCAAGGACUGCAUAUUUCAACCUGUUUCAACAAUAAAAUACUAUAUGCCAAAAGUAAAAUGGUCAUAAUGCCAAUAUGCCUCAAACCUCUAGGCAGGCCUAGUUUAUAGGAUGUAGCCUGGGCUAGUAAAAAACAAUGGGCCAGAUUGUAUAAUUGGUUUGAGCUAAAUUGUUAUCAAAGUUUCACAUCAUGACAGCUGGAUAUCUGUCUAUCAUUGCCCUACUACUCCAGGGAUCCAACCCCUCCAGGGAUCCAACCCCUCCAGGGAUCCAACCCCUCUAGGGAUCCAACCCCUCCAGGGAUCCAACCCCUGGGGUGCCAGGAGGAUUUGUAUCCAACACCAGUCAAAUCCCAACAAAUACGCCGGGUAUUGCGUGUGAUAUAGGAGUCAAACUUAGGAGUCAAGAUAAAGUCCCUACCCCUGGGUCAGAUUUUGUUCAACUGAACAUUGUCACAAUAAUUAACUUUUUAAUAAAACAGGGCCGGUUGUUCAAAGCUGAGUUAGCUUAACCCUAGGUUAACCGAAAAUUCAAAGCAAACUUCCUGACAGCUUGUCUAUAAAUUUGGAAAUAUUGGUUUCAGAGAUCUUGUCUGGAUCGAUAGGAGUUGUCUUCUCUGAGGUUUUGAAAUAAACAGACAUGUAGAAAUACACAAACUAAAACAGCAGAUUAAAUUUUAACCCAGGGUAAGCGCUAGCCCACCUUUGAACAACCAGCCCCAGGUGUUUAUAUUGUAAGUAUACACAUUUUAGAUUUUGGCCAAAGCCCUUGAUAAUAAGUCCCACAAUUUAAAGAUUUACACACUAUACUUUUAAAUCAUCAAGCUUUGUAUGGUAAGAUAUUUGCCUGCAGUUUUCAUGCAGUGUAAAGAAAUGUGCUGUGCACUUUUAUCUGCAGAGUAGGAGCAAUGAUUAACUGCAUAACAUGGCAAUCAGAUUUAAAAGAAAGCAAUGUCGAAAAUAAUUCAUCCACAGUUGUUCAAUAAACAUAACAACGGGCAGCAAAGCAGGUCUGCAGGUGCUCUACAUAACAGUUGCUGAACAUUGGGUGUCUUCAAAUGGCUUGACAUCUUUUAUGUAAAUUGUGAGAUUUCAUCGCAACUGCAAACGUUCACACGAUUAGAGGAUAUAAUUUAUAUAACUCAUCCACUCGCCUAAUAAAAUAGUAGGUCUAGUGCUGCCCCUGGACCCAAUGCAACAUACAUGUAAUGGGUUAAUUGCAGCUUUGUACUGCAAGCCUUCCAAGAAGGAGGAAUUAAAUGCCUGGUGCAUAAGGAAUAAGUAUGUACCACUUGGAAACCAAGCAGCUUAGGUCUCAAAAUAGUAAAUUUGAAUGCUUUUUGUUUCAAUCUUUUUGGUGUAGUGUGAAUGUAGUUAUAAUAGUAAAUUUGUAAUAGGGUGCAUCAACUACAAUUAAGGUCCAUCACAACUUAAUGGUCUGUUGAUCUAUGUUUUUGUGGGAAUUUAAAUAAAGACUACACUUUUGAACUUGAUAUUAAACUCCAUGGACAUGUAUGCAUACUGUACUUUGUGGUUUAUGCAUCUCAUUUAAUUUUAUUUAUAUUACAGGAAAAGAUCUAGGCCAAACUAUCACAGAAGAGAGGUUGGUGUGAAUUAAGUAAUAUACUGUACAUACUAGCCAUUUCAAACAAAGAUAAUAUUGAAAAAUUAAUUACAUAUAGUAUCUAGGAUAUUAAUUAUAGUAUCGGUAUCUAGGUCCUAGGAUAUUAAUUAAUAGUACCUAGGAUAUUAAUUAUAGUAUCUAGGAUAUUAAUUAUAGUAUCUAAGAUAUUAAUUAUAGUAUCUAGGAUAUUAAUUAUAGUAUCUAGGAUAUUAAUUAUAGUAUCUAGGAUAUUAAUUAUAGUAUCUAGGAUAUUAAUUAUAGUAUCUAGGAAAUUAAUUAUAGUAUCUAGGAUAUUAAUUAUAGUAUCUACUGUAGGAUAUUAAUUAUAGUAUCUAGGAUAUUAAUUAUAGUAUCUAGGAUAUUAAUUAUAGUAUCUAGGAUAUUAAUUAUAGUAUCUAGGUUAUUAAUUAUAGUAUCUAGCAUAUAAAUUAUAGUAUCUAGGAUAUUAAUUAUAGUAUCUAGGAUAUUAAUUAUAGUAUCUAGGAAUCAGAGUUCUCUGGAAGCAAGAGAGUCCAGAGUGCAUGCUGGCCCAUAAACAUGCAGUGCUACUUUUCAAAUUUUAAUCAUCAUGAGAUAUUUCAAGUUGACUGUGGGUGUUAAUAUUGCCAUUGGUACAGUCAAUAUUGCCAUUGGUACAGUCAAUAUUGUUUCGACUGUGUUGUUAAAAUACACAAUGAAAAUAGUCACCAAUAGUAUUGUAAUUUCACUUCUUGCAAUACAUGCCAGGGUGUUAGCCACAAGACUAAAAAAAUUGGCAAUUUAAUGAAAUUUCAAAUUAUCCAUUUGUUUAAAAUGUUAACAAUCAUGUAUCUUCAAAUUGUUAUGAGAAAAAAAAUAUGCAUCUUUUGAACUGCUGUCAAACUGUAAAAUAUCAACAACAAUUUUUUACCGCGAUGAAUUUUUAAGUUACAAGCACUGUGUUUACAAAAACAAAUCCGCUCUGGAUCCUUCCUUACCACAUAUUUGAUAGUUUUUUUUUAAUGCUGGAUGGUUUGGUGUGAAUGCUGGGUAUCACUGAUGAGUGCUGUUGCUGGCCACCAUAGGCAGAGUCUUGGCCAAUAAGUUUCAGAAAUAUUAAUCAAACAGAGUUAGAUAAGUACAGUACAGAAUGAAACAGAGUUUGAAGUUGAAGUGCAUAUAAUAAUUUUUGGAUUACAAUGUUGACCAUCCCCAUUUCCAAAUUUUGAAAUUGAUUACAGGAGUUCAGUAAGGAAUUUUACUUUGAUCUGGUUAGAAACGACUCCUUAAACUCCAGAUUUUUUCAUUCUUGAUGUGGUAAUAAUAAUAAUGAUCUGGCAUUUUUCGGUAUUGGUAGUUUAUAUUCAGUACUGGAAACUAAGAUACUUCAAGUUUUCCAAUUUUCCCCAGGUAUAUAAUUAAGUACUCCAUACAAUAUGUGACUAAACAGUAUUUUAUGAUGGAUUUUUAGUGAAAGUAAACUAUCUGCUGAUGCACCAGAAUUUCAACCAGAAGCUAAAAAGAAGAAACAAGAAGCUGGGAAAGAAGGAGAACAGGUAAGGCUUACAAUGUACUAUUUUAGUACAAGGUGUGAGUUUGCACUAUUGUAAUGUCUGGAAACUUUAAAUAAUUAUGGUGUGAAAGGACCCCUGAUUAUUUAUCCACCUAUUGUAACAGGACGUCCUGGUUAAGUAAUAGGGAGGUUUAGAUUUUAGAACGAGUACGGGUAUACGAGUUCAAGUUUGGAGAAAUGGACUGGGGCCAACUUGAACUCGUACUCAUCAGGCAUCAGCCAAAGAUUUGUUUGUAUGUCAGCCAAUGCGCUCAUCACCGCCCAUGACGUCAUCAGCAUACAUACAAAGGGAUGACGCCAUACCGUGUUUUCCCGCCAUAUGGCGUCAUUGUACUAUUAAGGGGUGUGCGCACUAAGUAGAGGAUUUGCGUCGGAUCGGAUUGGCCUUUUUGAAUCCGAAGUUUUUAUAAUUAAAUCCGAUGCUAAAAAUCGCAGUCCGAUCUGAAAUAUCGUAUCUGUGAUCUGAUCUAAAAAAGCAUGUGUUACUUAUACAGUACUUCAAUUAUCUAUCACCAUGCUAAAACAAAAUCAUGGCAGAUUGACAACGGCAGAAACGCGCAUUGAAAAUGUUUUGCAUUCGUAAAGCCAACAAAGAAACAUAAUUAUGUAUUAUGAAGAAUAAUCCGUAGCUAUAUUAAUAAUACAUCAGCACAUAUAAUGGGAAGCGGGAACAGGGUAAACUAACAUUUUGCAAACAAAAUGUUAGUUGAAGCCUGGAUGAUACAAAUACUAUAGACUAUCCAAAUUGUGAAGCAAACGAAAAAAGUCGACGUAAAGUGGUAGAUUAACUCUGUUUUCGUGUGUUUAAUGACGUUAACAAAUAACAAAAUCUGAUACAUAGCCAGUAGGAAAAUUUAAUCCUAUUCGAUCCGACGGAAAAACUACCAAAAUCCGAUCCGACAGAAAAAAAAAAUCCGGUCCGAACACGUAAAAUUUGGUCCGAAUCUGAUCGGAUUCGUACACCUCUGGCACUAAGAGGUGUGCGCACUAAGGGGUUUCGAUGUUAGGUCGAUGUGGGGUCGAUUUAAGGCCGAUGUCGGACAUUGGUAUCUGGGCCUCUUAGUGGGCACACCCCUUAGUGCUUUUUGAUCAGUUGUCAUAUCAACUUUGCACUAUCUUUGGGAUCUCUGAGUUGUUGUUAUUCGUGUAUUUAAAACUGCCGCUUGCUAUAAAAUUACAUACCGCGGGCCCAGUGGCGUGCUGAGUACUAUUUUUCUGCAGGGGCCAGUGGGCUGUCAGCCAAUAUGCGCCCCUAUAAUGUUACACUUGAUAAACGAGGGCCGCUAAACGAGGGAUUUCCCCCAGGAAAAAUUUUGAAUUUAGAGUCUCUGAAAUGCCAUUUCCUGGACUUUGGGGGAAGAUUUGACAGAAAUCUGAUGGUCAGGAAACGGCAUUAUAACGUGUCGAAAUUUGCAAUUUGGUUAGAAUUUAGUAGUAGUACUUAAACUAUGCAAUGCUAACUACUUCCAGCGAUUAAUCUAAUCCCAAUUCUGUUCUCUACUGAUCUACUGUUCUGAGCACAUUUACAACUUAAAGCUCUUUCAUACAAUAACACGCGCACCCCACACAUAUGCAUUUUAAGGUUUCUUUGCCUGGCUGCCAAAAGGGCAUGUUUCAGCAUUAUUUCAUUACUUACAUUACUCAUGCUUCUUGUGCAAACAACUAUAAAUUGCGUACACAACUUUAUAUCAGUUUUCAUAACUUCAACUAUCUAAUUUGCGCCGCUCUCGUGAUUCGUGAAGCAUAAUAAAGGGCAUAAUAUAAGGGCAUAAUACCAGCAAAAAAGGGCAUAAUUCCCGUGAUCGCUUCGCUCGAAACCUGACCAAUAUUCCGGUAAUGAGACAUUGCCUGUGAUCACUGAUCAUGUUUCUAUAUGAACGAUUUCGUGUGAGCUGUGAGGUAGCAAAUACGGUUAGACAAAAUAGUCUGUAAUUUAAUAUACUGUAUGUCGCCAAUGCGCUUAGUCUGUUUUAUACUGUAGCCUAUAAACACGUCUUUUCUUGGCGGAUAAACACGUCUUUUCACGAGAAUGCGUUUUUUCCCACCCACUUUCAAAAUUCGGCGCCCCUUUUUCAUUUUUGCGCCCCCCCCCCCAAGAAUUGCCAGCUGGGGGCGUGGCCCCCCGCCCCCCCUGCCAGCACGCCACUGCGCGGGCCAACCUGUACAUAUAGCUCAUUUAUCUGCUAGCAGAUAACUGUAUUAUGUGUCGUCACUGUAUAGGUUGCGUGAUUUCCAUAUUUAGCUGUAAGCUUUUGGCCAAUCAGAAGACAUGUAAUGACUACAACGUAUGCAUGCACGUGUACACGCAUAAAACAUUUUGGUUAACAUGUAUUGAUUGAUAGUGAAUUGAUUGAUUUUGGACAUCCUGUAAAAUAAAUGGGUUGAUGUAAGAAGCUGCAGCAUUUAUGUACAUUGUAUUUAGAGUAAUGAUGAAGAUGACGACGACGAGGAAGAUGAUGAUGAUGAAGACGACGAUGACGAUGACGACGAAGAUGACGAUGAUGUUAAAAUCAUCAUCGGCGAUGUAAAUGCAGAUCCUAACGCAUACAGGUUAGUUAAGCAGAAGUAACACUCAUUGCAACAUUUAUUAUUAUAGUGUUUAAAGGAUAUAGCAACAAAAAUUAAGUUCGUCCGUUUGAUAGAACUUUUAAAAUUACAGUAGGCUAUAUAAUUAUGAAACUUCUCUUCCGAUUUUUGUAUCUGCGAAUGCAGAUAUAUUGUUCGUAUUUUCCCGAGUUUUUGAGAUAAUUCGACUGAAAACAAUAGGCUGUCCGCCAACUUAUUAACGGUGGUAUCUGGGUGUUGUGACUAAAACUACUCCCAGGUGACCAAAUACCAAUUAGUGCGCUUUAAAAGUGUUGUCAGUCAAUUUGUUACUUGAAGUAGUGACCGAAGUAUAAUUAUGGACUCAGAAUGACCGUUGCAUAUCUGGGUGAAGUCACUGAAAUAUUUGCUUAUGACGUAAGCGGACUUCUCAUUUAUAUACAGUAUAUACUUUAUCUGGCACUUUUCUGGAACAUGGGUAUACUUUGCGUACGGUGCUGAUCGCACAAUAUGGCAUUUCUAAAAUUUCGUAUUAAGUUCAUAAUGCUUUUAUUUCUCUGUGCAUGUGCGUCAAUUAUGGAAUUAUUACCAGAAUUUGCAUUCUGUAAAAAAAUGGUCUUACAGAAAAAAACUUUAAUUUUACUUUGUUCUCGUUUGUUUUAUGAUUUUGUUUGUAAAUGUUUUGAACUAAAACUUCCCAAAAGUAUUGGCUGUUGAUAUUUGUUGCGUUUUUUUUUUGUAGUGCUCCCUACGGCCAUCCAGUGAACUGGAAUUUUAAGUCAAGUACUGGAAGCACGCCUGCUAAAGCUGCAACACCUGGAGGUAUUUUUUCGCUGUUCUAUGUUUAUGAUAUUUGUUUUCAAUCUUUUUUCCACCAUCCAAUACUUUCGCAAACAAACGGUUACAUUUUUUCGAAAUUUCAUGCAAACUGUAUAAUUUGUUGAAAAGUGUGUUAUCUCCUCUUAAUAUUAACUGAAGUAAUAUUCUUUAAAAAAAUACCAUGUACAGUAUAUAAAACUAUGUCUAAGCGCCGUCGAACGAUAAUGAGAGUUGGUGAGAGUUGACGAGUUCGCGUUUGACCGCCAACUGUCAACUCUUGCACUCUAAUCGAUUCUCAUCAAUUUUGAACAGGUUCAAAUCUUGAUGAGAGUUUAAUAAUUGAGACGAAACUUUGACCGAUAUUGAUAUCCCAUCAACUCUCAUGCAACUCUUGACAGUCUUGUGCUCGUUUGAAAAGCGCAUGAGAGUUGAGAAAAGUGAAGUAGAGCAAAGCUAUACUUGUGUGGUAUAUAACCUUGAUUAUCUUUAAUACGUCUUAAAAUGGAAGUUCCUUGUCUCAGAACUAUUUCAAUUAAUGUAAUUAUGUUUCAAACCUAAAUGAGUACUUCAUAGGACAUAUUAGAUUAUGACAUGAUAUUAAUUAAAAUGCGCAUGUGCAUGUACUGCGUAAAGUACAAUAUGACCCAUAUACUGUAACAUGCUUGUUUGGUCGAAAGCGUGGUUUGCCGUUUGCUCGUAACUACAUGUCGCGUUGCCAGUGUUGACGAUUGUGGAUUACAGUAGUCUUGAUAUUUAAGGCCCUGUCACAAAAAAUGUUUCUGUCUCGUCGGGCCUCGCCGUAUGCUACCGUAUGCGACCGUGCUUGAAACGCAUACAACCUGUGCCUAGCGUACCCCCAGCGUAUGUCAGCGUAUACCAGCGCAUGAGUGAUAUUUUUCAUACGCUGGCAUACGCGCUAGUACGAUAUGCAAUAGUGUUUAGUCUGCGAACCGUCGAAGAAUAACGAGCUGUAGUACCUUAAAGCAUGAACAACCUGUUUGAAAUCGCAAACAGUCAACAGUAAUGCAUGGUAGUGAUUUUUUAUUUAGAAGAGUUCGCUAUAGUGGAGCAAUUAAAAAAUUCAAAAACAACAAGUUGCAAAAGGCUUGACCAGGCCUUAAAAUAUCUUUUACAGGGCUGUCUGACAAAAUGUCCGAUGACUUAGAGUUUGGGUCGGACAUAUGUAUGAUGAUGUACGAUGACCUUCAGUUCAGUUUGGCUCGGAAAUAAGUCUGAAUGACACAAAUAUCAGCAUAAUGUAUUAAUUCUGAAUUGUAAAUGUUGUGAAGAUAUUAAAUAAUUUGUGUCAUUCAUACUUAUUUCCAAGCCAAAAUUAACUUGCAUGCCAAUAACAAAGAUGUCGACACUUAAGUUCGUUUUCCACUUCACCAUUUCGCUCGCCGCCGACGACAUAUUGAUUUACGUUGGACAAAGUUACCAUUCGGUCGGACACCAAUACACUCGUGUCGGACAAACAAUAAACCUCAGUUUCAAUUAGGUCGGACAGAAUGUCCGCGUAUUUCCUCACUACGUCGGACAAUUUCGCGAAUGGGUCGGACAAUGUCCGUGACCGACCGAUAUUUUAAGGCCUGGCUUGACUUGUAUACUUUAUUUCAUUAGCACCAGUAAAAGGAGUUAACGUCGAUGGUGUUGGUACAGUGAAUGGUGUGAAUAUCUAUGAAUAUGACCUCGAUACAGGUUCUGAAGACAAACCAUGGAGAAAACCAGGUGACUGGAUUUUUAUUUUAAAAUUAUUUCGCAUAUUCUUUACGGAAUGUAAACCGGAAUAUCGUACAUACGGAUUAAUAUAUGUACUGCUGAAGGACUCAAACAGAGUCGUAUGACGGAAAAAGAUGAAAUGCAAGAUCUGCAUAUUGGUGGACAAACAGUAUACUUAAAUAUUGCUUGUUCAUUGUAUGCAAGGUUAUGCAUGUUAUACAGAUUGAGAAGCAGUAUACAAAGACUGUGUUUGUCAUGUUUGUGUUCUAUAUGCAUGAAUGUUAUGUUCUAUAGGUGCUGAUAUUACAGAUUACUUUAACUACGGCUUUACGGAAGACACGUGGAAACAAUAUUGUGAGAAGCAAAGACGGUUACGUAUGGAUCUCAACAUGCCAAAGAAAACUUUCGUAGUAUGUGUGAAGUUAUUUUUCUGAUCAGUAAAUAAUAAGUACGCGAUAUAUUCUCUAUCAUCUACUGUAAGCCUUAAGUUACCUAUUUAUUAUAUAAACAUAAGUGUUAUAUAGAGUUUUUGGCCACUGAGAAAAAUCGUAUUUAAACACACGUAAAAAAUACGAUAUUUUUACGUGUGAAAAUAUCAGUUGUUGUAAAACGCAUUGCCAGGUGAAGCUUCGACUACUAACUUUGCACGCUUUCAGAUUUAGGCCGAGAUUUAGGAUGUUUAAAUUCUUUAGUCCGUUCCUUGAUGCAUCCCUAUACCACAUUCAAGUUUGGCACAUAUCUCAUUUUCCUCCCUAUAAUCUUCACGUUCACACUAUACUGUUAAAUUUUUGUACGGCAGGGAUAAAACUGGCACCCGAUACCAAAUUUAUCCAUACCCUUCAUGUAAAAGGUAGUCUGAGCACGGUGAAAUGGUGGUACGGGUAGUCGGGUGCCGUAAUUGAGCGUAAUGUAAACGGGGUUUAGGUUCUGCAUUGUCAUGUUACGGCUCUAGUCCGUUCCUUGGUGUUUUCCAACCGAUCUGAAAUAGCCAUGUAUUUUCGCUUCCUUCCCUUACAGGUUCAACCAGGGAUUCCGAGUUUUCCAGCACCUGCACCUGAUACAAUUGUCCUGCCCGAUGGUACAGGUAAUAAAAUUUGAAACGUUAUAGAUUUCUUAAAAUAAAAUACGUAGCUUUCAGCAUGUGUGCAUCGCAUUGGUGGAUAGCUCUAUAGUCUAUUUUUUUCCAAACGGAAUCACUGGAUCGUUACCAUUGCAAACUUUUCAUAGAAAUUAAUGAUUUCCGUUUCUGGAAGAUAUAAAAUGGAAUAGCUUUGCCGGAUUUUAAAACGAUUUAGAUUUUAGAAUUUUGAAGACUUCGAAUGAAAACAAAGAAUUAAAAUUGUGCAUACAGCAUUUAGUGAAACCUAUGGCACUGAUUAAAUCCUAUUUAGCCUUAUAUUUUCCAGUACAGAAGGAUCUAGUAAUAUCCAUAGAUGACUUUUCUUUUCAUUCCAGUUAAAAAGAGAGCUGGUCCUCCUCCUGAAAGAAAACCAGAAGGCAGCAUUGAUGUGAUUGGUGGAGAAAAUUCGCGAGGUGAGUAUAUAACAUCAUUUUUCAAACUACAGUUACUGUAUGUACAGUAUAUAUGAAAGAAUCACACCCCUAUACUGUACGCUAGCUAUAUGCCCAUAGUUUGUUGUACAAUUUGAUAUAAGUUUUUAAUCUGUUUUACUCGAAUUAGAACGAAAAGCUAAAAUGGUUACAAUUUAUUGUUAUAAAAUAAACGUAAAUAUAUGUUAAAUAUAUUUUUAUUUACUUUAAUUAAAGUUGAAAGUCGUCGUCGUCCAAAUGAAGAUGAAAUGGCUCACCCGAUGCAGGAAGGACUGCCCCCGCCACAGCAUAUUUUACCGCAAGGUAUAAGUAUUAACAAUUAUUGUUUCAACCAAUGUCAUUGUUAUGUUGUAAUCAAGGGUUUUAAGCACGAACGGUUAGUUCUCCAGCUACGGCCACUAGUUUGUUGAAUGAUACGAAGUGAUUGAAAUCUGAAGGCCGGUUGAACGAAGACUUGAUGAUUAUGUUUUUGAAUUGUGCAUGUAUUUUAAAGAUUGUAUACUUAUGCCAGUAAAUGGUAAUGUAAAGUAAUUGACCAAUAUUGUAAUAAUAAACAAUUAUUAGAUGAGGCUGAGCAUGAUAUCAAGAAUUAUUCAGACCGAGGUCAAUGUUAUCUGCCGAAGCGAAGCUGAGGCGAAUAACAUUGACCAAUAAUUGUUUUAUUAUACAUUAAGACAUCAGAAACGUAUAAAACGAUUAAACGAAGUCUACUGUGAGCCAUUUUGUUUAUUUUAUUUUCGCGCGCUUUUGGGUUUGAGUUGUUGGCCACGCCGGGGCUUGGGCACGACAGCGUCCAGUUUUUCAAUCCAUUCUCGUACCUAGAGCCCUUCUUACGCGCGGUGCGACGAGGGGCUCUGGCCAAAUCCAUAACCGGAUACCAUAAAAACAUGGUAAUAGACUAUAUCCGGUAUUAGAACAAUAACCUUCGUUGUGGCCAAUCAGAUGCCAGUUUGAUAUGGAUUUGGCCAGAGCUCCUCGUCGCGCUUCGUUGACCGCGCGUAAGAAGGGCUCUGGGUACGAGAAUGUAUUGGACGCUGUGCACGUUAGCAGCUGAAAUUACGUAAUAAGUACCGAAUAUUGAGAAUUAUCCGCUGCUCUCUGACCAAUCAGGAACGAGAAUACAUAGUAAAUGUAUAAUAAUUAUAUUUAUUAUAUAUUCAAAGUCUAUUCUCGUUCGUGAUUGGUCAAAACGCGUCGGAUAAUUCUCGGUAUCGGAAAAAAGUUGUAACUUUAUCUGUUUAUCCUCAAUAAAUAAAAUAAAAAAAAAAUAAAGCCGUCGCGUUAUUUCAGCUGCUGACGCCAUCAGCAUGCAAUAAUGUUUUUUUUUGUCGGUCCAAAUAUAUCCAAUAAUACUUUCGGUCCAAAAAAAGUAUUAUUGCACGCUGUGGUUACCAAGCCAGGCAAUAGUCGCUUAGAAUUCUCCUCCAUUGGAUGAAGGUUUUCUAAAGAGCAAGCAGUUUCAAUUCUCUAAAUGGAAAAAUAAUUGUAAUAAUGGUUUCACAUCUGUCCCAAUCUCUCAUUCAAGUCUCAAAUUUCUUACCAAGGUCACCCAGGACUGCCAACCAUGCAUCCUCCGAUGACAGAUCCUGCUCCACAUUUUAUUCGUCCACCUGAGGGUCCUCCUACCUCGCACCCACCUAACGUAAACCCCAUCCCCCCUGCUAUGGCUCGGAUUCCGACGAUGAGACCUCCGUUCAUGCAUGAAGGUAGGUAUAAUGAUAUUUUCCCUGUUCCCUAGUUGUUGCUGUUGUAGUGUUGAGGUCAUCUGAAUAUCGCAUUCCACCUACUCCUUGAAUGUCUAACUUAUGUGCCAUAAGCUAUCCAUGCACUAAAUUCAGUGAUUCAACCACAAACAAGACGCUCUUUUGAGCGUUAGUCGCUGGGGCUAUUGCAUAUUUAUUGAUUGAGAUUAAGGUUGCCUUUUGCUUGUUUACAGUAUGUCUUCAUAUGAAAUUGUUUUUGUCAAAAAUGCGAUUCAAAGAUAUAUAAAAAAUGUCCAUCAAAUUAGGCAAAAAUACCCAUGGUUUAAAAACAUCUUCCGCGGGAAAAAAGUUUUAAAAAAUUCAAGAAAAUAUUCUGAGCUAUAUAAAAAACCCGACCCCGAUUUCGUUUCACUUCGUACGCACGCAAUGCCUUUGACGAAUACGCCACCGGCAAGCUUCGCUUAAAUUUAUGGUUUACUUAACGGACAAACAACGUUGUCACUGACAAACAACACCCGGGAUGUAGUAAAAUCCCUUGGAAAAGAAUUUUACUUACAAAAAGUGUUUAAAACUCUUCAGGCCGUUUCCACUGAGAGGCUGAUGGUAAUAAGCAAGUUUCAUGGUAAAUCGCAGCACAAUCAACACAACUGAAUUUUUAUAAUAAUGCCAGCUGCCGCCUGUCGGAAACUGUUUACUGGGCAAUACUGUAAUUCAAAGUAUACUCGUUUUCGAUAUUGCAAAACAAAUCAGAAAUUUUAACGGCUCAUCUUUCUGAACAAGAUAACUGACAAAAUAAUAUUUGCCAUCUGUAAAAGUUUUUUAAAUCAACAUGUAGCAUAGCAAAUUUGACUGUCCGGAGACUGCUGACGCCGUAUAUUUGUAAUUUUGAACUUAUCCACAUUCCCUUUCGCCUGGUAUCAAACUGAACUUUUCUUCUAUGAACCAAAACAGCUUCUCUGGUAUUCGUUAAUCUUCCAAUUUUAACGUAAAUCCAAUUCACAAAACUUAUAUAUUUGUUUUAAAACUGUACCGCUCCUUGACUUCAGCGUUAGCUUUUCGCAUAAUAAAUCAGGUUUGUCGUCCAGCUAUAUUUUGCGCUAUUUGGCGAUUUGUGACCACCCAAAAUUCAAGAUCCAAGAUUGGAGGAAGGCGAAACCCAUAGUCACCUGGGCCCCAGCCACUAAUUAUUUCUCCAUUUUGCUGGACUAUAAGCAACUGUGAAAAAAGUUGUAACGUUUUCCUUUUCAAAUCUAGUGAAAAGUCUGGACCUAGGGAUAGCCUCAGUCUGCCACCUGCUGAACUAUAUGAUUUAGUCGGCGUCAAGCUUUUCGCAUUUGUGCAGAAGGAGUGGCGAUAUUGUAUAGCUCAUUAUAAAAUAAAAGUCUGCCUACUUUGCCCUGAGUCUUCAAUUUAACUAAAUUUAUUAAAUAAUUUGACUUUGAUUUAUUGAUCUGUGGUUCUCUCAACAUGAUAAAUAACACCAUAAAAUCAUCGCGAUGUCAUAAAAUUACAUCUCUCAUCAGGCAGGCAACAAUGUGCCCUUUAAUUCAUUUGUAGGAGGCAGCUUCUUUGUUGCUUGCGUUAAUGUGUUUGUAACAUUAUUUAGACAGCGUCUUUACAGUAUAUCUAUUUUUCAUAAUGCAUGCAGUAUAGUAUCUUCAUGACGACAUUUAUUUGAUUUAGCAAAUCGUCCACCCCACGGUUUUCCACACGGGAUGCCACGCAUGCAGCCUCCUGGAUUUCACCGUGAGAUGAUGAUGCCUCAUGAGGGGAUGAUGGGACCGCCGUUUGAUAUGGGUAAGGUUCACUUUUGUGUUUUAAUUCAUUUACGCGAUCGAAUUUUGCCAGUUGAUAAGGCACAGUUUUUAAUAUCGUGUGCUACGCCCCAACUUGAAAUCAAUGCAUGCAUGUACAGCAACCCCUCGCCUUUCUAACUAAAUAUUUACCAAACAAUAUUUCAACAUGAAGUAGUUCUACUGUAAUUAGCCAACCGACAACUGAGCGCUGGCUAACGUCAUGUGCAUGGUAGUCAUGGUUUCACGAUCAGUUUGUUUUUUCUUGGAAAUACGAGCGCCCAAUUUUAUUUCUUUUUCCACUUUUUUUCCACCUUGCUAAUGGAUAACUCAGUAAUCGGCCGAAGAUUUGCAUGUUUGCGUUGGGAAAAAAGCGAAGAAAGUACAGACAUUUUAAUAAUACGGUAACAUUGCCAGUUUCCGAAAUAUAUAUUGUAUACUGUAGGUAUGUUAUACAUUCUAUAAAGUUCGACUUUAUGAUAUAUCCAGCCGUAAGGUGGAGUUACACGAGCAACAAAAUUGCUGCAACUUGCAACAAAAUCUGACGCAUGUUAAGUGAAAAUGUUCACACAUAAAUUACAAAUCACAAGGCAACAUGUGUCGACAUUUCUACUUAACAUGCGUUGAAAUCAGAUUUUGUUGCACUCGUGUAACUCCAGCUUUAGACUCUUCGUAAAACGUUUCGAAAUUUUCAUAAAAAAACUUCUGUUUGCCAAUUAAUUAUUUUAAAUUCGUCUAUAGUUUGAUACUGUUUGCUCGUUAAAAUAAUUUUGCUUUCAAAGCAUUGUGCAUGGAGGGGGGGGGGGGGGGGGUGUUUUAGUGGUGGCAUGCCAGUUCAAUCCCCAACGAACGGUUGAAGAUGAUGCAUUAAUAUUUUCAGAUGAUUAGAAAUGAAACGUUAUUGUUUUUAUUUUAAUACUAGGUCGUGGUCGAGGAUUUCCCAUGCAUCCAGGCAAAAUUCCUAUAAUGCCACACGAUUUCCCAAUGGAUGAAAGGUAAUUCACUUUCGUUUUAGUUUUUAUACUCGAAGUGUUCAGUAUUGCAUUUGCAUUGCAUGUUAUGUGGAAACAACUUGAAUAGCAUGAAGUGGUCCGUUGGAACUUCUUCUGGUGAUGAAUGAGAGGAUUUCUGUGGAGUGUGGACACUAAUAGAUGAAUAAUUUUAAACUACAUACUAGAUCUAUUCAGUGUACAUUACUACUCCAGUCCAGGCUGUGCAAAAUAAAUAAAUAUUAUGAAUCUAGUCAAUGAAUCUGACAGGGGUGGAAAAAGAUUUUAUUUUCUUCGACCACUGGAGAAUAUAUAUAAUCUCUAAGGAAUCAACAGUUCAUAAUAAACAACAUUUACGGAAGCAAACUUGUGCUGAAAUUGUGUCCAAAUUCAUACCCUUUUAAGGAGUUGGAAUGGGUUAAUAUUUGACCAAGUUGGGUUCGACGGGUUCACUGUUGAGCUACCUGCUCAAGAGGUUUCAAACUUCAUCUGUGUCUACCGACUGCGGUAUUAUUUCUUUCGAUUUGUGUUGAUAUUUUUCUAUUUUCUUUCUGCUGACCACAAGAAUUUUCUCUCCCUUUAAAUUUGCAGGCUUCAAGUUCCUAUGAUGGAUGAAAACGGAAUGUUUCCAGGUAUGUUUUGGUGUAUAUUUGCUUGUUCAGACUAUGCCUGUUCAUUUUAUAUCGCCAUCUGCAUAUUUUAUAGUGUGAACAUAGUCGAGAGUAUAGUAUAUAAGAGAGUGGAAUAAUAUGGACUCUUUAGGCAUCUCGUUCGAUAUAACUGAAUAUGGAGCUUAAUUAAUGGAUGGGUAUUUGUUGAUGGAAUUUUCGAACGAGAGUGCAAUACCAGAUAUAGUACUACAGUGCGGUGCCCUGGAGCAUGCGCAAAAUAGUACGUUGGCGGCUUAGCCAGGUGCACCACCGGUGCGAAGACAUACUUUCAUGAAUGAAACUCAAGGCUUAUGAUUCUGAACAAACCCAAUAUAAAGCGACGCCUAACUUGUUUAGGCACCGCAAUUUGAAGGAAAUGUAUUUUCUAAUACUUUACACAAAUCUUGAAGUCACUGCAGGAAUAAGCCACUUUAACCAGAGCUAGCCCGAAACGCAGCCUAGACCUAGACCUUCUAGUCUUAUUUAUAUUUUUUAGUAUUCAGCGGUUUUUCACAUCAAAAGACUGGGACUAGGUGAUUUGGGGGCGGGGCGGAGGAACCAAGCCUAGAAGGCCUAGUUGAUUUCCCAACAACAAGGCCAAAACUGCCCUGAAACUGCCCUGGUUGCGAAAUGCCAAAUUAUUGCGUUCUCAAACAGAAUUAUUUGCAACUUAACGGCGAAUUUAAACCGAUACAGGUAAAAUAAACUCAUUUAUAGUAUAAACUUACUAUUUUUAUUUGUAUACACGUCUAGAAAAUCGGUUUUUUAUCAUAAAGUUCGAAGGAACACUAUUAUUUAAUAUGUUGACAAGGUGUAGCGAAAGAACAAAAUGAGUCAAAAUAUAUACCAAAAGUAGAAUCUUUCAUGAAAUUUUGUCUUAUACACAAGUACAUUAAUAUAUAUUUUCUCAAUUUUGGCAAGAAGCGGUCUUGUGUUUGUAAAAUAUACAAAAUAAAACGGAUACAUAUAUUAUUAGCCCGUACAGUACUGUAUAUAAAAACGUACAUUGUUUAUACAAAUGGUAUAUCUGUAAUAUUUGAACACUAAUUUCAAAUUCCUCAUUCCCAAUUCGCAAAUAUAGUAUUCAAAGCAAAACAGUAGAUUGUCUUGCGAAUAAAAGAAUUAUUAUUUUGUGCCGUUUCGCUACACCUUGUCAACAUAUAUAAAUAGUGUUGUUUCAAACUUUAUGAUAAAAAACCCGAUUUUCUAGACGUGUAUACAAAUAAAAAUAGCAAGUUUAUACUAUAAAUGAGUUUAUUUUACCUGUAUCGGUUUAAAUUCGCUGUUAAGUCGCAAAUAAUUCUGUUUGAGAACGCAACAAUUGGGCAUUUCGCAAUCAGGGCAGUUUCAGGGCAGUUUUGGCCCUGUUGUUGGGAAAUCCACUAGGCCUUCUAUAUUUUCGCUUGCGUCAGGCUUGUGUCCUUCCUCCGCCCCGCCCCCAAAUUACCUAGUCCCAGUCUUUUCAUGUGAAAAAGCGCUGAAUAUUAAAAAAAUAUAAAUAAAAAUAGAAGGCCUAGGUCUAGGCUGCCCGAAACGGACUCAUGGAGAUUCGUUUUCCCCUGUCAAUUUUUGAAAAACAUAACCCUAUACGAAGCGCUAUAUUUAAAAUUUUCAUUAUUCUUGUGAAUAUUACAGUUGGUCUACCUCCCGGCAUGCCUUUCGAUCCUAUGAUGGCUCGCGGCUUUCCUCCACAACACGGUGGACCACGUGAUCCGCGUGACCAACGUGAUCCUCGUGACCAGCGAGAUUCGCGUGACCAACGCGACCCACGUGAGCAACGUGAUGGAGAGGGUGAAGAUGAUAAACGCACUGAUGAAGAAAGUGAUGGUAGUGAAGAUGCCGGCCGUUCGCGAAAAAGACGCGACAGAGACCGACACCGAGAUCGAGAUCCAGAACGGCGCGAUAGGUAAGUACAUAUUGUUUUUAAAAUAUUUUCACUGUUUUUUGUUCAGUUUUGUUUUGUUGUGGUAUAUGCUAAUGUUCGCGUUUCGGUGAAUAUCCUUGCACCAUUCACCUCCACUUCGGUGAAUAAUUGUUAAUUAGUUUUACGUAUUUUUGUAAAUUUUAGUAUCAUUUAGUUUAGUUGGGUUGUUUAGUUUAGUUUUAUUUAGUUUUCGUGCAAUAGACCUUUCCCCUUAUGAGUGAAAUUUUGAUCUAGAUAUGCCUGGACAAAAAUUUCAUCACAGCUUGAAAGAGCAUCACAAAAUUAGUAAUAUUCCGAAGUUUCGUUACGAAAUGUUGUAAAAUGCGGAUAAUAUAGCCUUGCGAAGUUUUCCGUUUUUCAGUCAUUUUUCAUUACAAACGGGAAAUUGAUAAUCAGAUGAUCAAACUGAUUAUCAAUUUCCCAUUUGUAAUACAAAAUGACUGAAAAACGGCAAACUUCGCAAGGCUAUAUUAUCCGCAUUUUACAACAUUUUGCAACGAAAUAUUAAGGCCCGUUUACACGGACGAUUGUGGCUGCGAUUUUAGUUGCGAUUUUCUCCUUUUGGAGAAUAUGAAGGAGUAGAUUACUUAAUGACGUUGUUAUAAAAUUUCAUAACCUGGAACAUUUAUAACUCAUCCACUCCUUCACAUCGCCCGUGUAAACGGGCCUUUACUAAUUUUGUGAUACUCUUUCAAGCUGGGAUGAAAUUUUUGUCCAAACUUGUCUAGAUCAAAAUUUCACUCAAAGGGGGAAAGGUCUAUUUGGGGCUUGAUUGCUAACUAUCGCGUACGUAUUUCAGAGAUCGUAAACGUGACCGUGAUCGCGACCGAGAUCGUGACAGGGAUCGUGACAGAGAUCGCGAUAAAGAACGAAGACAUCGUGAUAAAGACAAAGAUAAAUCUAGGAGAGAUGUAAGUCACUAUUAGGGCUGUUUACAUAAUCCCGGCUAGCUGGGACAGGAUGGAAGGCGGGAGGUAUUAAAAUAAUUUACCAGGCUUAGCUCCAACGCCGGUUAAAGGGAUAUGGUAAUAAAAAUUAACGUCUCAUUUGAAAGAAUUUUUUUACAACUUUUUCGUAGCUUGCUUGGUUUUCGAAAUAUUUUGACCAAAAACAGUGUGCAAUCCUCCAUCUUGGUAUUAUAAUUGACCUAAUUAACUGAAUUUUUGUUUUUUUGAUGACGUCACAAGCAGUGUAAACUUGUUAAAACGUCUUCAUGUGGGACUAAAUUUCUUCAAAAAGUUCUUAAAAUGUUGUGAGUUAAUUGGAGUGAAUACUUUUAGACUUCGGAAAAUCGAAUUUCAUAUUGAUAAUGACAUGUGGUUUGGCGGAAUGCACGCCACUUUAAUUUUGAUCAAAAAAGUCGAUUUAUUUCGAAAACCAAGCAAGAUACGGAAUAGUUAUACAGGAAGUUUAUAUAUAAUUUUAAAUGUUCUUUCAAAUAAACUUAAUUUAUAUUGCCUUUAAUUAAAAGAACUCAAUUGUUGCCGAGUAGGUCUCGCCUAGUUCAAGUAGAUUAUUGUUGCUCCUUGAACGACCUUUCGUUUAUAAUUGUGCUAUAAUCUAUUAUCUGGGGCUUGUUGUAUAAAAAAGUGAUUAAAGUUAACUAUAGUUAAGUGGAAACGUCAUCCAAUAAGCAGCGCCUAUUUAAGAGUUAAUCACUAUUUAACUACAAAAUAGUGAUUAAAAAGUGAUUAAGAGUUUUAUACAACCGGUCCCUGGCUAUCACAAGAAAAAUAACGUAGAUUUGCCGAAUCGUGCAUUGUGACUUAUUUCAAUAUAUCAUAAUUGUACCGGUAAAGCGAGAUCAUGUAUACUCGACCCUUACAGGAUUGUGAGAGGGGGAACUCCCCCCGGAUUGUUAAUUAGUUCCUAAAUUAGCUAAGUAACUGAGAAGUGAUUAAGUUUUUUCGCAGCUGAUGAAUGCUUGAUAUCAUAGACGGAUUUUCAUAUUUAUUACUGGGGUGGUGCCAGAAUUUUUAGGGGGGUGAGCCGUGAGCAGGUGACUGAAGCAACACAAAGUGUCACCAAACCCCAGUAAGGUCUAUAUUCUAGGGGUGGAGGAGCACUAGAGCCGCGAGGGGGAGUCUAGAGAGCAGAAAACAAAGUAUCCCAGGAAACGUUUGAAAAAAAUCAUGAUUUCUAGCUUCGAAAAAAAGUUUUUUGAAGUUGUCAAUUUGUCAUAUCAAUGGAUUUGGCAUGCCCGAUUGUCUGUUAAGACUUGAGAGAGUUAAAUGAACCUAUAAAAGUGUAAGCCCAAUAGGACAAUAUGCUUUUACUUUUAUAAAGUCAUUGACAUUGUGUUGUUUGAAUCCGAGUACAAUUUAUGAUGCAACUCCGAUUGUAAAUAAUAUUUGGGGCGUAAAGAUAUCUAGGCAAGUCUAUUUCCUAAAAGAAUUAAAAACUAAAAAUAGUGUUCGUAAAAAUUCCAAACAUUUCUUGCGUGCAAGCUAUUCGCAUGACAAGACACUGCAAACUCUAUUCAGGGAAGAUAAUAGAGUUUCAAAACUUUACAAUUGCUCCAAUAAACCAGUGAAUACAAGCGAGGAGCGAUUAGUUUCAGAGUGUUGCACUGUCUUUUUCUGUUCGAAUGUACUCCUACGUUUAUUUUGUAUCAUCAACACUCUGCACGUUGGAGUGGACUAUUUAAUUAUUUAUUUAUUAUGCCGAAUAUUGGAGGGGGGGGGGGUUGAAAAUGUUUUUGGAGGGGUGAACAUUUUGUUUGGGAGGGGUUAUAGCUAAUAUUGAGGGGGUAGCACCCCCCAGAAAAUCCGCCUAUGCUUGAUAUAGUUUUAACUUUGCAAAUUAUCACUUAGUUACAUCUAAAAGCUAAAAAUUGUAGCAAAUAAAAGAGGCUUAAGGCGGUUUUCCAGUCCUCGCACGAAGCUCCUCGCAGCUCGCUGCGAGUGCAUGCAUGAGCACUUUCAUGCAAUCACAAUGCAAAACGGUUAAUUUUAAUUAGAUGCAAGCACUCGCAGCGAGCUGCGAGGAGCUUCGUGCGAGGACUGGAAAACCGUCUUUAGAGUAUAUUGGCAAUCUAAAUUCGCUCCCUCCCAAAUAUUCCACAAAGUGUCCGCCAAGGCAUUAAGAAUUACUCUAAGCCUGUUUACACAAACCCACUUUGCCAAAAGUAAUUUACAAAGUACGCACCGUAAUGCAUGCUUCACGAAAUGCCAGCCACUGCACUGCAUGUGAGAAGGGGUGAUUUUGUAGUGAUUAGAUUAAGAUCGUAUGAAAGAAGGCAGCUAAAGCAUUGUACGUUUAUUUCCAGGAUCGAGAAAGGUCAAGUCGCAAAGAACGAGACAGGUCACGUGAUCGUCGCGACAAGGACAAGUAAGCUACAGAUUUGUUGUAGAAUGAAACAGAAUGGAGCAGAUAUUUAUUUAGCAUAUAAAAUAUACACCAGAUAAAUUUACAAAGACAAUUGACCAUUUGCGUAAUAGACUAAAUUUUGAUCUAAACAAGUCUAGACAAAAAUUUCAUCACAGUCAAUUUCCCGUUUGUAAUCUAUAAUGACUGAAAAUUGCAAACUUCGCAAGGCUAUAUUAUCCGCAUUUUACAACAUUUCGCAACGAAACUUUAGAAUAUUACUAAUUUUGUGAUGCUCUUUCAAGCUGUGAUAAAAUUUUUGUCUAGAUCAAAAUUUAGUCUAUUACGCAAAUGGUCAAUUGCAGUGCCUUAAAGUUUGAGCUCGACCAAGUUCAAUUAUGACCCUUGACGUUCUUUCUGUUAUUUUGGUGAACUUACAAGGUGCUGCUUACUGGCUUAGUUCCACACGAAAUCCGUCUUAUUUAAUAUUUCUCUCUUCUUUAAUUUCUCGACAGAAAACGUCACAGUCGAAAUGAAGAAAGCCAAGAAGAGGGAGUUGAAGAUACCGAUCUACCGAAGAAAAAGAAGAGCAGACGAACACGCGAUGCUGAGUCAGAAGAAAACAAAGACAAUAAUGGAGAAUCUAAAAGUACUGAGGAGUAGCUCUCUCGGGAAUGUUUCAUAUUUUAUUCAGCAUACGCAACUAAACACCCGGGCUCAUUUACACAUGCCAGUACUGGGCUUAAAAAAACACUGUACGGAAAACAUACUGUUUUUGAUAAUAUGAGAUCAAUGAGAUCUAUAACACGAUGCGAUUUUAGUCGGACAAGAUUAAACUGUUUUGAUAUUGUUCUAUUUUUUAUCGCCCGAUUUGUUCCGUAUGCGGCGUGUUCCGAUUUGUACUGGUUAUCUCAACCAAUGAGAAUUUAUGCUGUGAUCACAUGUUCCUACUUUGCAGGCCAAAUGAUCGGGUCUUGAUAGCCUAUAAGCCGGUUCUCGUCGGCAGGUAAACUCACUUUAAUCGGCCGACUAAAAUCGCGUCGUGUGCGCCAGGCUUUACUUUAUUUAAGUAAGUGACAUUAUGAUACAUUUUGGACCAAUUGAUAGGACGCUGCUUGUGUGUCACUAUGUACCGAUGAUAUAGUUCUACAUAUAUACUGUAUGUACCGAUGAUAUAGUUAUACACUUACACCUAAUCUUUGCGCGCUGCCUGGCUCAAGCUAGUGGCCAUUAAGGGCCCUCCUAACCCCCUAGUUUUCGACCCUCCUCACAUCAUUAAAUCACGUUAUGCCAGUCGUGUUUGCACUUAGCUAAAAAAUACGAUAGCCAAAUAAGCCGAAAAUCUCCCAAAAAAAAAGAAAGAUAAAAUCCAUCCCGCCAUCAUUAAAUUUUAAGUCCUUUUUCACUAACAAUUCUCAAUUAAUUCGUAUAGCAAAUAUGAACUGAAAAUGAAAUACUCAAAAUAUAAUCAUAAAUAGUCAAAAGCCAGAAAUAUUUUCAACAACCAGUACGAAUGGUUAUGUUUGUACGGUUGUAAUUAUUAUGAUAAGGUUUCUAAGUAUAAAGAACGAAGGAAUAUAGUUGUAUUUAAUAUCAUGCAUGUUCUAAGACUAAGCUUGUUUGGCAUAGCCAUAGACGAAGGAAUAUGACUGUAUUUAAUAUCAUUCAUGUUCUGAACUUGUUUGGCAAUCGUUUGUUUAAUGAAACUAUAUACGUUCGUUGAGUUGUGCAUGUUAACUAAUGAAAAGGCGCGUUUUUUGUUAAUAAUAAAUUAUAUUGGGAUGUUCGUUAAUAAGGUUACCGUUGAUUUUUCAUGUCUAUUAAAUAUUUAAUUGAACAUCAAUAUGAUGCCGGCACAGAAUAAAGGUUCGGUC